Molecule: messenger RNA, 3269 nt
Organism: Amaranthus tricolor (Joseph's coat)
Lineage: Eukaryota; Viridiplantae; Streptophyta; Magnoliopsida; Caryophyllales; Amaranthaceae
Product: pentatricopeptide repeat-containing protein At2g27610
Exons: 1
Coding region: 206-2851 (881 amino acids)
Biological process (GO): RNA modification
Molecular function (GO): protein binding; zinc ion binding; RNA binding
Source: RefSeq, a predicted model, not a curated record
UAGAAAAUGAUCCAAGAAUCUCAAUUUCAUGGCAAACUCAAGGGCAGAGAGUCAGAGGAGUACUCCCUAUGUUCAGAUUUUUUGCUAUUUUAUUUGAGGAAUAUCAAUUAUGUCUACAGACUCCAAUCAUGGAUAUGAAUCACAAAAAUGACCUCCAUAGGAAAGGGUUGAACUUGCUAUCUAUACCAAGUCAAGUUACCAACUAAUGCGUCUUUUAAGGCUUCAUUUCAGCAGAUUUGCUGAGGCCAAAUAUGAGCAAAUUUCAAACUUUUUCAGACACCCACAAAUUCUGUUUAAAACCAUUAAGUUCAAUCACUUCCAUGGUUUUGCUAUUGAUUCCAAAAGUCAAGUGGGUGAUCCAAACAAUCGAGUUAAAUACAGUGCACACAAAGUGUUCGGUGAAAUUCCUGAACCAAAUGUUGUUAAGUACAAUCACUUGCUCUUUGAAUAUGCUCGCAGUAAUAAGAGCGUGGAAGCUUUAAAAUUAUUCAUUCAUAUGUAUCAAUUAGGGGUGGUUAAUAAUGGAUCAAGCCUGUCAUGUGCAUUGAAAGUGUCUGGUGUUUCAAACAAUCAGAAUUUUGGAAAACAGUUGCAUUGUCAUUGUAUUAAAUCAGGUUUUAUGGUGGAUGUGAGUGUGGGUACUUCUCUAGUUGAUAUGUAUAUGAAGUCUGAUAGUCUGAAGGAUGGAAAGUGUGCUUUUGAUGAAAUGGAGGUUAAGAAUGUGGUUUCUUGGACCUCUUUGCUUUCGGGAUAUGCGCAGCACGGAUUAGUAGAACAAGUAUUGGGCGUAUUCACUCAAAUGGGACUAGAAGGGAUUAAGCCUAAUCCAUUUACUUAUGCAACUGUAUUUGGGGCGUUGUCGGUUUAUGAAAUGAUUGCCAAAGGAUGUCAGAUUCAUGCACAAGUGAUAAAGAGUGGGUUUGAAUUAUAUACUCCUGUCGCGAAUUCCUUGAUUAACAUGUAUGCAAAGUCUAGACUGAUACGAGAGGCUAGAAUUAUUUUUACUGCCAUGGAAAACAAGGAUGCCGUUUCUUGGAAUGGUAUGAUUGCGGGUCUUGUGACAAACGGCCAUGAUAAGGAAGCUCUUGAGCUAUUUCAGCACAUGAGGCUUAAAGGCAUAGAGCUGACACAGCUGAUCUUUUCGACCAUUGUAAAAGCUUGUACUAAUAUAAAGGAAUUUUUGUUUGCACGACAGCUCCACUGUCGAAUAAUUAAGAGUGGGAAUGGCUUUGACCUAAAUAUAAGAACUGCAUUAAUGGUUGCUUACAGUAAAUGUGGUGACAUGGACGCGUCUUUCAAAAUGUUUGAGACGAUGAAACAGAGUCAAAAUGUGAUCUCCUGGACAGCCAUGAUUAGUGGGUACUUGCAGAAUGGCGGAAAGGAAGAUGCAGCUCGAUUAUUUCUUGAUAUGAACAGGAUGGGAAUCCGUCCUAAUGAUUAUACUUAUUCUGCUAUCCUUACUGCUCAUCCGUGUGUCUCUCCAUAUCAAAUACAUGCAGUUAUCGUCAAAAAGCCUUAUCUCGGCUCGCCAAAUGUGGGGACGGCUCUCUUGGAUGCUUAUAUCAAAACUGGAAAUGCAUUUGACGCUGCAAAGGUAUUUGAAAGCAUUAGACACAAGGAUAUUGUAACUUGGUCUGCAAUGUUAGCUGGAUAUGCUCAAGUAGGGGACACCGAGGGAGCUAUUAGCAUAUACUGUAAGUUGGGAAAUGAAGGGUAUCAUCCGAAUGAGUAUACUUUCAGUAGUGUCAUGAACUCGUGUGCUGCCCCUGAAGCAGCAGUCGAACAGGGAAAACAGUUUCAUGCUUUCUCGAUUAAAUAUGGAUACAACAACUAUUUGUGUAUUAGUAGCGCUCUUGUUACAAUGUACUCAAAGAAGGGAAACAUAGAGAGCGCGGACAAGGUAUUUAGAAGGCAAGGGGAAAGAGACUUAGUUUCAUGGAACUCGAUGAUUUCUGGAUAUGCACAACAUGGUUAUGCACACAAGGCUAUAGAAGUAUUUGAGGAAAUGCGGGAAAAAAACAUAUCGAUGGAUGGGAUUACAUUUAUCGGUGUGAUUUCCGCAUGUACUCAUGCUGGCCUUUUGGAAGAAGGUCAAAAGUAUUUUGAUCAAAUGGUCAUGAAGCAUCAUGUAUGUCCAACGAUGGAACAUUAUGCGUGUAUGGUGGACCUAUAUAGUCGAGCGGGGAUGAUAGAAAAAGCCAUGAACUUCAUAAAUCGGAUGCCAUUUCCGGCUGGUGCAACAGUGUGGCGAAGUCUUUUAGGUGCUUGCCAUGUUCGCAGAACCGCUGACGUGGGAAAAUUUGCUGCAGAAAAACUCAUAUCCAUGGAACCAAAUGAUUCUUCACCUUAUGUUUUAUUAUCAAACAUAUAUGCAGCCACUGGAAACUGGAAGGAAAGAGCUAAAAUCAGGAAGUUGAUGUAUCACAGAAAAGUGAGAAAAGAAGCUGGUUAUAGCUGGAUUGAAGUCAAGAACAAAACUUACUCUUUUUUAGCUGGUGAUGACUCUCAUCCAUUGUCGGACUGUAUAUACGCAAAGCUCGAUGAGUUGUCUACUCGAUUGAAGGAUGCGGGAUAUUGUCCUGAUACCACAUAUGUGCUUCAUGAUGUGGAAGAUGAGCACAAGGAAGUUAUAUUAUCUCGACAUAGCGAAAGAUUAGCCAUAGCUUUUGGACUAAUUGCAACCCCUCCUGGCACUCCGAUCCAAAUUGUGAAGAAUCUGCGAGUUUGUGGAGAUUGUCAUACUGUUAUUAAGAUAAUAUCCUUGAUUGAGGAACGGGAUAUAACUGUUCGAGAUUCUAAUCGUUUUCAUCACUUCAAAGGAGGAUCGUGUUCAUGUAGUGAUUUUUGGUGACUUCCCAAUAAAGACAUAGUACAACAGAUCGAAGGCAUGAACGGAGGUCUGGAAUGGUUGGAAGAUGCUCAUAGAUCAUAAUAGCAUAGCUAACAAAAGCAGUUUUCGAGCAUGUAUGGAAUUUGAAGAUAUGUCCGGCUUCCUUAAAGCUCCUCCGACCUCAAGGGAUUCUAUACCAAUCAAUGGAGUGUAUGGUAGUUGGGGAUGAAUGUGGAUUACUUCUUUAAGAGUGCAUACCCAUAAAACAUACUCUUUAGUUAGAUGACAUGCGUUUAAAUCAUGACAGUAAUUUUCUUUACAGCCCGCCUUGUAUGAGAUCGUAUUACGGUGAGACAACCUCAAAACAAGAAGCCUAUAAGCUAAAAGUUUCUAUUAUUGGGCUGUUUAAUCUAAAUAUGAGGCAUAUUUCACUGUGAGA